Messenger RNA from Humulus lupulus (European hop), 810 nucleotides. RefSeq names its product auxin-responsive protein SAUR50. NCBI's taxonomy places the organism in Eukaryota, Viridiplantae, Streptophyta, Magnoliopsida, Rosales, Cannabaceae. Gene Ontology annotation, biological process: response to auxin. Bases 228 to 692 code for a protein of 154 amino acids. The transcript has a single exon. The record is from RefSeq and is a predicted model, not a curated record.
UCUCUCAUAACCAUAUGCCCUAGGAUCUCUCUCUCUCUCUUAUUAUUUGUUUUCUUUCUUGACAAAUGUGAAAUUGCUAAGCUGUCCAAAACAUGGCAUCAUGCCUAUAAAUACAAUAUGUAACGAGCUAACAUUCCCAAACACAUUCGAAAAUAAAACACCCCAACCAAAAGUCAUACGUACAUGGAGAUUUAAGCUCUUAUAUAUACAUUUUAUUAUUUUCACUGAUGGCGAAGCACAAAAAGAUGAACAGAACCAACCUCAAAACCGUGGCCGAAAAGCUUCAAAAGAUGAGAAUAAUGUCGACGUUAAGCGGCCGUACCAAAUCCAACUCUGUCCCCCAAGACGUCAAGGAAGGCCACUUUGCGGUGCUCGCCGUGGCCGGAGAUGAGCCGAAUAAGAGGUUCAUAGUUCCAUUGAGUUGUUUGACACACCCUAGUUUCCAAAGGCUACUUGAGCAAGCCGCCGAGGAGUAUGGCUUUGACCAAAACGGCGCGCUCACUGUUCCUUGCCGGCCAAGCGAGCUAGAAGGAAUUUUGGCCGAGCGGUGGCAGGAGGUGGACGAAGGAUUGUCUUCAUCGUCAUCAGUAUCAUCGUCGUCAUCAGUAUCAUCAACAUCUUCCUCAUCUAAUAGUAAUGUAAAUGGCAGGGUAAACUGGGGCUCUUUUAAAACCAUGGUGCAAAGCUACUAGUAAUAAUGAGUCUUUACGAAAUUAUAUAUUGAUAUGGUAACUUAUUUAUUUUGUAAAAUUAGAGUUGCUCAUCUCAUAAAGCAUUUAUUUGUUCUAUGAUGAUUUGGAGGACAUGUUU